Messenger RNA from Vespa velutina, 5213 nucleotides. RefSeq names its product protein tipE (gene tipE). The record is from RefSeq and is a predicted model, not a curated record. The transcript has 6 exons. Bases 2579 to 3682 code for a protein of 367 amino acids. Lineage: Eukaryota; Metazoa; Arthropoda; Insecta; Hymenoptera; Vespidae. Gene Ontology annotation, molecular function: sodium channel regulator activity. Gene Ontology annotation, biological process: regulation of sodium ion transport.
GUCGUGGCGCCAGUGUCGGCAGAAAAUAAGCUCGCCCAAAGGUACCCUCGACUGCAGUAGCCCGGCAUCCGUCGGCGCUGCGGCCAGGGUUUCGGAAAAAUAUAAGAGCGGUGUGCUUUUAUUACGUUCGUUCAUUCGCGAACUCGCGAGACGAUUGCGUCGAGAGAGAGAGAGAGAGAGAGAAAAAGGAAGGAUAGAGAUAUAUAAGUGGAAAGGUGAGACCACGAAAAAGGAUAGAAGAUAAAGGAAGUCCGUUUGACAUGAGGAUUGUCUCGAAGAAAUAACCCUCUUGUUAAUUAAUCAAAUGGUUAAUUAAUCAAAGUGAGACAUAGACGGACAAAUGCUCACCGUGAAUAGUAGUAUCGCGUAGUGAAGAGAGGAGAAGCCGGGUGGACGAGGGGAAGAAGGUUGGACGCGCGAGGGCAGCCCAGAAGGGAGAAAGAGAGAAGGAGAGAGAAAGAGAACGAAAGAGAAAGAAAAAGAGAGAGACAGAGAGAACACAGGAUGCGGGGGCACAGGAAGAGGGCGCCAAGCCCCGUCAAUUUCUCUUCUUCUUCUUCUUCAUAGGGGGUACCGUUUCCUGCAAAAAAUAAGAAAAAAAUAAAAAAAGAAAACAAGAAAACAAGAAAAAAAAAGAAAAGAAAUAAAUUAAAAGAAGAAAGAAAUAGCUCUCGAGCUUUUACCUUCUACUUUCGACCUACGUCGACACACGUCGUCUCAUCUCGUCUCGUUUCUUAACGUAUCAUUUCGCGUCUCGUUGUCCUGGGAAAAACGAAUAUUUCUUUUCGUUCGAACUUUACCAUAUCCGCUAAUUCGAAUCCUUUGAAAUAAAAAGAUAUUUUUAGAAACGAUUAGAAAUCUUCGAUUCCCUUUCGUUUACGAUGCAACGCAUACUUUCUUUCCUUUUCGAGUUUAUUACAUUUUAUCGACCUGCGUUAUCAAAACGUAAGUUCACUUUAAUACGAGUUUCCUUUCGUAUGUUUUAGAAAGAAAUCGUUUUCUAGCUCAUCGAUUUUUGUCCUUUUUCUUUUUUAAAUAGUUUAAGUUGUAGUGGCAAUGUCGAGCAAAUAACGUAUCAACUCUUUUCUCGUUAUUUUCAUUUCGUUUUGAUAUUAAAUUAGAAACGUUUUGGUCGUUACGUAAAUGUCAGGUAUAUGUAUGUAUACAUAUAUAUAUAUAUAUAUAUAUAUAUAUAAAUAUAUACAUAUAUAUACAAGGUAUAUGUAUGUAUAUAUAUUUGUACAUACGUAACGAUGUAAUGAAAGCGUGCUCUGCGUGCUCCACUUUCGAGUCGGCCGAACGCGUUGACACGCUCGAUCGAGCGUAAUGAAUUAGUUGUGGCUUUACAUACCUCCAAAUCCGCGGGACCAAUCCGUUUCUUCGUUAGAAGGCAACGGAAGAAAAAGAAAUAAAAAGUAACGAGGAUCCAAGGAAAUACUUGACCCCAAAAAUAAAACGAUAAACGAUGAGCUUAAUACGCCAAUCAAGGAAAUCUUGAAUAUUUCCUUGCCGCGUUGGCCGUAUAAUCUGUUCAAAUUUAAUCCUGAUCUUCUUUUAAAAAUAUCUAAUCAAUGUAAGUCCCUUCGCUGAUCAAUCUACGUCGUUUAACUUGUUUCUUGAAAGCUCGAAGAAACAUUGAGAAACACAAGACCAAGACGAUCCUAUAAAAUCAUUUUUGUUUUAAGUGUCCCUUUUUAUUUCUUUUCUUUUCUUUUUUUUUUGUUUCUUCAAAAGCGAAAGAGCUCAAGAUUUCUUUCAGUAGCGAAGAAAGAAUUUGAAAUAUGAGGCAGUAAAGUAGAGAUCUUAAAGGCGAUCUGUAAACUCGAGCUAUAUGGAGAGCUCGCAGAACAUCGCUUUAUUAGAUAUUGCAUAUCUCUCUCUAUUUCCAUCUAUAGAUUAUUUACCAAAUAUCGAUAUUCACUCGUUUAUACAUAUCUACAUAUCUACAUAUCUAUAUAUACAUAUAUAUAUAUAUAUAUAUAUAUAUAUAUAUAUAUAUAUACAUAUAUAGGAAAAAAAGGAACGAUAAAAGGUUCAAUGAUAUCAUAAGAUUCGAUCAUUGGAAUAUCACGUAUAUCUCGAUACAAAGGAAUACAUUUAAUCGAUCAAAUUAAUCAAUCGAUCUCGAUGCACAACUCAUUGACUAAAUUCUUGUCGUCAAUGUCGAAAACAAAAAAAAAAAAAUAAAUAAAAUAACAAAAUAAAAAUAAAAAAAUUAUUAGAAAAAGAAAACAAAAAGAAAAUAUAAAAUAAAAUAAAAGAAAAACGUAUCCCUCUUGGCAGAAAGGUCGAAAGUACGAUAGGAUAUCAAUUCGAGAAAUUUUGGAGAUAAAGGAGCGUCUCAUUUAUUUAUAUACAUAUACAUAUAUAUAUAUAUGUAUAUACGUUUCAAAAAAAAUUAAAAAAAAGAAAAAGAAAAAAAGGAAUAAGAAAGAAAACAAUCCCGUCCAAACGCAGAUCUUCUGCUUCGCCUCUUCGACGUCUUGUGUAACGGCGGAGCUGAAUACAACGAGUCGAGGACGACAAGGAAAAGAAGGAAUCUCCUUACUGAAACGAGCACUGCCGUUUGUUCUCCGACAUGGCGGACGAAAAGGAGAAGCAGACGUUCCUGCAGAAAUUGCUGUUCUACACGACCGCGUUCUUCAUCCUCCUCAGCACCUUCAGCCUCUUCGCCUUCCUCUUCUUGGUCCCCUUCGUCAUCGACCCCGCCUUCACUACUAUCUUCAUGCAGUUCGACACUCGGCCCGCCGAGUGUGUCACCAUCGACGUUGAGUCCAGGAGAGGUACGAGCAACUGCUCAUGGACAUCAUGUAGAGAGGGUUGCACCAAGGAGUUGUAUGAUUGCACGCAAAUACGCGUCAACUACAAGCUACCGAUUAAUACAUCCUCCGAGGAUGAAGCUGGACCAUUUGAGGGAGGCAGAGCGGUAGGAGGUGUCGAGGACGACGAAGACAGUACGAGGUUUAAAAAACCGCGUUAUGAACGGGCUCCCAGAGACUACGAUUACAUCGAAGAUCUCGACGAUGAAGAUUUCGCUGAGGACGACGAUGCAGGACUGCCGAAACCCUUCCCUACAGGUCUCAUGGGCAACGACUCCGAGUGGUACUUCACUGGGGCCAAGCUGUUCCCGAACGUAAAAGGCUGUGGAUACCCUCCAGUGCUGAAUUGCAGUAUUUUCUACCAGCAGUAUGCCAACAUAGGGCAUAACUUUAGCUGUUACUACUCCAAAGUGGAUCCCGGAAUAGUCAUCAGCGAACUCGACAUGUGGCAGGUGUAUAUGAACCUGGUGUACGCAAUGGCAAUUCCGAUACCGUCUUUCAUAAUCUCGGUGAUAUACCUCACCAUCGCCUACUUCAAGAUCUACAACGAAGACGAGGAGGCCCUUGUUGGCGGGGAGGAAGGAGAGGAGGGCGCCGAGGGCGAUGGAAGCAACGGUACGCCUCUGCCGCCCACGAGCGGUGCCCUUACGCCUGGAAGCGAAGCUUUUAGGGAGGACUUGGCGAGUUUCGGUCAUCAGCUCAAGGUCGCGAUGGCUGAUGACAUCAGUAGGGAGAGUCUCGAUGGCAUACCCAACUCGCUCUCGGUUCAGGGUUUAACGAUGCCGGCAAUAUCUGGGGUGAAAAUUAAUCGACAUAAUGACGUAUCCUUUAUCGUUAGAAAUAACAAUCCUCAUACCCCAUAGAAACUUGAAGCAUAUGUAUAUGUGUAUUUGCGUGCUGGCGCGUAUGUGUAUGUGUGUGUAUGUAUAUCCUAUGCACAUACAUACAUAUACAUUGUAUAAAGAAGUAAAACGGCGACGUGCUGUCUAUCGUGAAACACUCCAAUCGCGCACACGCACACACACACCAUCGUUCCCUAGCCACGUUUUAUCCCGAUUCUGUAUUCUAUAUACCGGGUGAUUUUUGAGUACUUUUAUAUUUUUCCUCUGAUUGAAAGAAUUAAUCGAAAGGAAUAGAUAAUUUCGAGAACACCAAAUUUGCUAAAAUAUAUCAUGUCAGUUUAAUCAACGAUUGUGUGUAUAAAAAAAGAGAUACGAAAAAAAAGAAGAAAAACAAAGGGACAGAAGAAGAUAUUUUAUUGGCUUAUACACUUGACUCUAUGCCAAUGACUGCGGUAUUUUAUCCGAAUGGUUAAUUUAGUAAGAUCGAGUGAAGUAAAUUAUUUAUUUUCUUUUAUUUUUUUUUUUGUUUUUUUAUUUUUUUUCCAACGAGAUCAAACCUAUCGAUCGUCUGGUACAUAAAGUCUUUGCUAGAAUUUCCCGUCAUAAAAAAUACUCAAGCUAAACCUUCAUGAACGACAUCGAGGGGUAAAACUUUAUACAUUUUUAAAAGCUACUUCGAUCGUCGUAGAUGAGAAGAAAGGCCACCGUCGCGUCGAUAAUUUCGCGAGGAACGAUUUAACGCAUGAACACGGUAUACUACUUUACUUGAUGCUUAUUUGUGAGGGACAACAGAAAAAGAGAACAGAUACGUCCUAUGAACAGAGGUCAACUUGAAUGCAUGUGUUCUUCUUUUGUUCUGGAAUUCUCCAUCAUAUAUUUUUCUGUCUCUCUCUCUCUCUCUCCCUCUCUCUCUCUCUCGCUCGCUUACUCUCUUUCUUUGUUCAAUCUAUUCUGGAUACCCCAAGGAACAAUCAAUCCUUCUUUCUACGAUAUAACCAAUUUCCACACAGAAAUUAAUACCGUUUCGUAUGGAUCUUCAAGAUUCAACGACUCCACAAGAAUUAUCUUUGAACGAGGAAUUUCCAUUCUAUUUGUACAUGUAAGAUCGUCGAUUCUCUAGAAUGAGGAUAACUAAGAGGAAGAUAAUAUGUACUGACAAAGAUAAAUUGAAAUAUAUAAUAAAUCGAGAUAGAGAUAUUUGGAGGAGAAAAAAGAAAGAAAAAUGAAAACUAACCAACCAUUUUUAAAUUAGACUGUCCUCCAUCUAAAAGUACUUGUUCUCCUUUCUCUCGAAAGCAUUCGGUUUCACGAGUGCUGCCAACGCCCAAAUCGGAAUACUAAUUUCUCCUUUGAAAAAUCGAUGAAUAUACGCGACGAUAAAAAGAUAUUAACAAUCUGUCUUUAUAAUUGUUACUUUAACAUGAUAAUUGAAAUAAAUCGCUUACGAACGUACACUAGAUAUACCAAUUGUCCUAUUUUUAAAUAAAGCGACAUUUCACAUUAAAUAAAAUAAUUACGGUCGCAACUAAUUUGCAUGCAUAUAUAUAUAUAU